AUGGACUGUGAUGUCUCUUCUCUAGUUGCCUGUGUAGUGGAUAUAGAGGUAUUUACCAACCAAGAUGUUAAGGAGAAAUUUGAGAGCUUGUUCCGUGCUUAUGAUGAUUGUGUGACAUUUCAACUGUUUAAAAGUUUUCGACGCAUAAAAAUUAACUUCAACAACCCCAAAUCAGCUGCUAAUGCUAGAACAGAACUUCAUGAAACACAGUUCCAAGGGAAGAAACUAAAGCUUUACUUUGCAAAGGUCCAGACUCUGGAGAAUGAUGGAGAGGCCUUCCACUUGGCUCCACCCCAGCCAUCCAAGCAAUUCGUCAUCUCACCUCCAGCCUCUCCUCCUGUAGGUUGGCAGUCAAAAACUGAUGAUACACCAGUCAUCAAUUAUGACCUCCUGUAUGCUGUUUCUAAACUGGGACCAGGUGAGAAAUAUGAACUACAUGCAGGUACUGACUCCACUCCAAGUGUUGUUGUGCACAUCUGUGACAGCCAUGAAGAGGAGGGCCCAAACAAUAUACCAAAGCCACAAAUUAUGCAGACUCGACGUCCUAGCCUACCAUCCUCUAUAUGUAGUUGAUUUGCCCCAAGAACAUACCUUCUUUUCUUUUCUCCUAGUAGAACUCAGCCAUGUCUUUCUGUGUAAUCCAGUGUUUAGUUUCUUAGCAUAUUCCUUGUGUGGUAAUGGAGCGUAAGUGACAACAGGGCUCAGAAUGUGCUCUUUGUAACCAUUUUAUGUCACAUUCCUGUAGAACAGAAGGAGAAGAGGGGAUUAGAGGUAGAGGGAUUUUCCAAACUUCUUAAGGCUGCAACCUGGGAUAGAGUCAGCAAGCCUUUCUUUUAAGGAAACAUAUAUCAGAUUUCAGUGCACAAAGUAAGAUUCUUUAUAAAUGCUAUUCGUUAAAUGGGAGUA
Pseudonaja textilis is the source of this 906-nucleotide messenger RNA. RefSeq names its product regulator of calcineurin 2 (gene RCAN2). The record is from RefSeq and is a predicted model, not a curated record. Gene Ontology annotation, cellular component: nucleus; cytoplasm. Gene Ontology annotation, molecular function: calcium-dependent protein serine/threonine phosphatase regulator activity; nucleic acid binding. Lineage: Eukaryota; Metazoa; Chordata; Lepidosauria; Squamata; Elapidae. Gene Ontology annotation, biological process: calcium-mediated signaling.